Molecule: messenger RNA, 2056 nt
Organism: Grammomys surdaster
Lineage: Eukaryota; Metazoa; Chordata; Mammalia; Rodentia; Muridae
Gene: Nr1h4
Product: nuclear receptor subfamily 1 group H member 4
Exons: 10
Coding region: 277-1698 (473 amino acids)
Biological process (GO): negative regulation of inflammatory response; bile acid signaling pathway; positive regulation of transcription by RNA polymerase II
Molecular function (GO): RNA polymerase II cis-regulatory region sequence-specific DNA binding; bile acid binding; zinc ion binding
Source: RefSeq, a predicted model, not a curated record
GGGAGAGAUGCUGGAACUAAUGCCGGAAGGCCGCCUGUGGUCACCCAGGCUCUCCUCCUUCUCCUCCUCAGCCCACUGUCUCCUCAUCUCACCCCAGAGCAGAACUGAGUUCUGAGCAUCUACAGCGAAAUUGCUGGGCUUUGGAAAGGAAGACUGGGCUCAGAAUCCUCUCAGGGCCUUGGAUAUCUCUGACCACAAAACAAUCCAAGAUUCUUAUUGGAAGACCACGAUCCCAGAAGCAUAUUCUCAAGUUGAAAAGUUAGAGUGAUAUUCAAAAUGAAUCUGAUUGGACACUCCCAUUUACAGGCCACGGAUGAGUUUUCUCUUUCUGAAAACUUAUUUGGUAUGCUAACAGAGCAUGCGGCGGGUCCUCUGGGGCAGAAUCUGGAUUUGGAAUCGUACUCCCCAUACAAUAAUGUCCAGUUUCCUCAAGUUCAGCCACAGAUUUCGUCCUCGUCCUAUUAUUCCAACCUGGGUUUCUACCCCCAACAACCAGAAGACUGGUACUCUUCUGGAAUCUAUGAACUCAGGCGAAUGCCCGCUGAGACUGUGUACCAGGGAGAGACUGAGGUGUCAGAGAUGCCUGUGACAAAGAAGCCACGAAUGACCACGUCAUCGGCGGGAAGAAUAAAAGGGGAUGAGCUGUGCGUUGUCUGUGGAGACCGGGCCUCUGGGUACCACUACAAUGCGCUCACCUGCGAGGGCUGCAAAGGUUUCUUCCGAAGAAGCAUUACCAAAAACGCCGUGUACAAGUGUAAGAACGGAGGCAACUGCGUGAUGGACAUGUACAUGCGACGAAAGUGCCAGGAGUGCCGGCUAAGGAAGUGCAGAGAGAUGGGGAUGUUGGCUGAAUGUAUGUAUACAGGUUUGUUAACUGAAAUUCAAUGUAAAUCUAAACGGCUAAGGAAAAAUGUGAAGCAGCAUGCGGAUCAGGCCGUGAAUGAGGACAACGAAGGGCGUGACGCGCGACAAGUGACCUCCACAACCAAGUCAUGCAGGGAGAAAACUGAACUCACUGCAGACCAACAGACCCUCCUGGAUUAUAUUAUGGAUUCAUACAAUAAACAGAGAAUGCCGCAGGAAAUCACAAAUAAAAUUUUAAAAGAAGAAUUUAGUGCAGAAGAAAAUUUUCUCAUAUUAACAGAAAUGGCUACCAGUCAUGUACAGAUUCUCGUAGAAUUCACAAAAAAGCUUCCAGGGUUUCAGACACUGGACCACGAAGAUCAGAUUGCUUUGCUCAAAGGGUCCGCGGUUGAGGCCAUGUUCCUUCGUUCAGCGGAAAUUUUCAAUAAGAAACUUCCCGCCGGACAUGCAGACCUGUUGGAAGAAAGAAUUCGAAAAAGUGGCAUCUCUGAUGAGUACAUAACCCCGAUGUUCAGUUUCUAUAAAAGUGUUGCGGAGCUGAAAAUGACUCAGGAGGAGUACGCUCUGCUCACAGCAAUUGUCAUCCUCUCUCCAGACAGACAAUACAUAAAGGAUAGAGAGGCAGUGGAGAAGCUUCAGGAACCUCUACUUGAUGUGCUACAAAAACUGUGCAAGAUCUACCAGCCUGAGAACCCGCAGCAUUUUGCCUGCCUCCUGGGUCGCUUGACGGAACUCCGGACAUUCAACCAUCACCACGCUGAGAUGCUGAUGUCUUGGAGGGUGAAUGACCACAAGUUCACCCCACUCCUCUGCGAGAUCUGGGAUGUGCAGUGAUGGACACCGGGAGGGGCUGUCUCCUUGUCCUCCUCGGAACAGAAACCUGAUGUUGGACUUCCCUUGUUUCAUUUGUACCUGGUUUCACUCAAGAAUCUCAAUGAAUAUUUAUAUAGCAAUUAUACACCUCCCACAAUUGUAAAUACAAGCUUGAUAGAAUCGCCUUCCCUACAUUGUAUUUUACAAGGCUUCAGAAAACCCCACUGACAUGCCCUUUUUGCCUAAUUAAAUCAAUUGUUACUUCAAUUCUGUCUACUGAGCUAGGGACAACCUCGUUUUAUUCUCCAUUCAACAAUAUUAUACAUAUUUUAUUGAAGAGCUGCUUUCAACCAAGACAAUAAACUAAACGUAAUAGCAA